GAAUUAGAUUUUAUAUGUCCGAAUUGAAUCAGAGAUCUAUUGCAGAAAAUACAACUGAGAUUUAGAGAAAACAAUCGAGAGAGAAUACAACUGAAAAUAGAGAAUAUGAGUAAAAGAUAUGUAAAAUAUAGAGCAGACUUGUGGUUUUUAUAUUACAUUGAAGACCAUAACCAUGUAACUGAAAACUAACUAUAUCAAUUAACAGUUAAAGAUUUAUUUGAGUCUUCUUUGGCUCCUUUAUUUGCCUAGAGUUUUUUUUCCAUGGAUUUUAAUUCCAAGUUGCCAAUGUGAGAUGCUAUACUCCAACACUAUCCUCUAGUUAAAAUCCCAUCAUAUAAUUCAACUUAAGUAUGCACCUUCAAUCUUUAACAUGCUAAUGGCAUUUUAAUUAUGGAUUUUCAGGUUCGAUUCAAUAACCAAACAGCUCAACACCCUCACUUUUCAACAGGGCUAAUUGGCAGGGACAAUGCAAUUGCAAGACACGGGAUUUAUGGGCUGUAUACUUUGCAUAAUGUCAGCAUAUCAGGCUCUCAGCUUAAUAGUGGAAGAAAUACAAUAUUUCUAACACAAUCAAAUGGCGUAGGCCCUUUCCAAGGACUUAUGUAUGACUACCUCCGGUUUGAAGGGCCUCCUAACUCGAAUUGAGGCAAGGAGAAGCCUCUUUGACUUCAAUAUUGGACCACUAAAUUUGAUUUUGAUGCAUUUAUUAGGGCAUGACUGGAUAGCAUUCCUACUAAAUCUUGAUUUGUGGCUACCCAUUGUUGAAAAAGCUAUGUAACAACAAGGAGGUUUGCCCAAAGAAAUAAGGAAAAAAUGUGGAAAUGAGCUAGUAGCUCCACCUAUUUGUUGUCACUGCUAAUUUUAAAUGAAAACUUUUAUGUGGGAUAAAGGUUGUUGUUGAAAUCUCGAGUAUCUGUGGGAAUAUGGUGUAAAUUAAGGAAAGUGGGUAAAUGCAGAAGAUUGUAUAUUAUUCUAUAGGGAGAUUGUUUCCUUGUUUAGAAUAUUUGAUUGUAUCAUAUAUUGUAAGAUUAGGAUGUACAUAAUUCAGAAUUCAAGAAAUACAGAAAUUCCAUUAUGUUUUCAUGGUAUUAGAGUUAUGGUUUCUAAACCUUAGUUAGUAAUGGCAGACAACGCCAUCAACAGCACAACUCCGUCUUCUGAUCGAUUCCUUGACGUCCGCUCUCUAUCCUAAGCAAAAACUGCAGUCGAUGUUGGAGGUGGCAACGAGCAUGACGUAGAUGACAUCUUCUGGACUAGCGAUGCCAGCAUGAAUCAGGCGCACUGCCGAUGUCAUUACGAGAUGCCACAGGCGGACAAAUCUAGGAUCCUGGCUGCAUUGCCUGACGAUGAGUUAAGGGUGAAGGCCACACCUCCCAAAUCUAUGCCAUCCAAACACCUUCGCAACAAGAUCGCCGGCUUCUCCACCCACCUCAUGAAGCAGAUCCAGAAGGGUCCCGUUCAGGGUAUUUCUCUGAAGCUGCAAGAGGAGGAGCACGAGAGGCAUAUGGACUUCGUACCCGACGUCUCUGCCAUCAAUACCGAGGUGAUUAAAGUCAACAAGGAGACCACUGACAUGCUUGCCAUGCUCAGCAUGACGAAUCUUCCCGAAGUUAGGGAGGACGAGUCGGUGGCUGCGCCAGUGCCGACUACUCCGUUCAACUGUUGAACUGGCGGACCCGGUAGGAGCAUCAACUGUCGCACGGAUCAAAUCCCCUAUAACCUCGCAGAGACGUCUCAGUUCACGAACCAAUCGAACCGAUGUGCUAAAAAAGACUACGGAGUAGAGAAGGAAAGACUGAAGC
Malania oleifera is the source of this 1802-nucleotide messenger RNA. Its product is annotated as small ribosomal subunit protein eS17w-like. Gene Ontology annotation, molecular function: structural constituent of ribosome. Bases 1268 to 1666 code for a protein of 132 amino acids. The record is from RefSeq and is a predicted model, not a curated record. Gene Ontology annotation, biological process: translation. Lineage: Eukaryota; Viridiplantae; Streptophyta; Magnoliopsida; Santalales; Ximeniaceae. The transcript has a single exon. Gene Ontology annotation, cellular component: ribosome.